UCUCCAGUCUACCUUGAGGUACCAACCGACAAAGAUACGCUUUCGUCUUGUCGAUUUUUGUUUUUUCAUAACACUGUGUGAGUUUCUUUUAAAGAAAGAAAAAAAUUAUCGUUUGGUUUUCGUCACAAAGUUACGCCAUCACAAUUUGAUUCCGGCAAGUGUUGAGUCACCCAACUAGUUUUUUCUUUAUCUUCAGUUUUUGGGGCCGAGCUUAUUCCUUCCCUUCGUUGAGAACAUUCGGAGGAUGCAGCAAUUGAUUGCUUUGCUGCUUCUCGCACUGGCGACCUUUGCCUUCGCAUCCAAUUUCACAGGAGGAUUCGAAACGACGGGACGGUGCCCCACGAAAAUACGGGACCCGGACCGAUGCCCGCCCGCUUCCGACCGAACUGACGAGUGCACGACCGAUCAGCAAUGCAACGGUGAAUCGAUAUGCUGUUCAGUCGGAUGUAGGCGCGUCUGCGUCAUGCCACUUUUGACGUCUUGUGAACGUCAGCGCGUAGAGAUGGUGAAACGGGCCAGGGCGUUGCAGUUGUCCAGCAACGAAAUCAGUUUGCCAAAUUGCGACCCGGUUGGCGAUUACGAACCGGUUCAAUGCGAUCCGCUCACCGGUAACUGUUUCUGCGUCGAUGAAUCCGGUUUCGAAUUGGCCGGAACUCGCGCCCGUUCUCUCGAUAUGGUCAACUGUACCAAUCCGAAACCGUGCGCUGGACUACUUUGCCGCAUGCUGUGCCCUUAUGAAUUCGAGCUGGACAGUGAAGGUUGCCCGUUGUGCCAAUGUCGCGAUCCCUGCCGCGGGGUCAAGUGCCCCGGAUCGCAGACCUGCCAGCUGGAGGAGACGCCGUGCGCCAAGGAGCCAUGUCCACCUGUGCCCACCUGUAAGCAAGCGAGAAGCGCCGAGGAUUUGUGCCCGACAGGUGUUCCACUAACGAUGCCCAGUGGCGAUCGACCAUUCCUCUGCGGCUUGCAAGUUGGUCAGCCUCAAUGCCCGAAGCUCUUCGAUUGUAUCGUUCAGCCAGGUGCGGACUACGGUGUGUGUUGUAUGGCCGCCGAUCGCAUCACCAAGCCGGGCACUUGUCCAGCUGUUGAUGAACAAUCGAAUUCAACGGUGUGCGGCGUUCCGUGUGCUAACGAUAUGGAAUGCCAAGGAGCGGACAAAUGUUGCCCGAGUGUGGAUAGUUGCGGAGAUAGCGGCCAUUGCGUUCCACCUGUCAACUUCUCUCUUUGCCUCCAGCAGCAGCAAAUCGCCCGACUGCUCAGUUUGACAGAGAGGGAAGGCAAGGGAUACGUCCCGCAAUGCGACGAAGACGACCAACGAUUCACCGUCCGCCAGUGCAGCCGAAACGGACUGGUUUGCUGGUGCGUCGAUCCCGACCUAGGCAUCAAAGUCAAAGGAUCCAUGGGAUCCGCCCAGGAUGUCGUCUGCGACGGACAAGCCAAUGCAGUGGCCCGGUCGUCGAGAUGCAGCUCGUCCGUCUGCAGUUCCACGUGCGACUACGGAUUCAAGACGGACGGCCUCGGAUGCGCAACGUGUGAAUGCGACAAUCCUUGCGAACAGCUGACCUGUCCAGAAGGUGAACAGUGUCUGUUGAAACGCGAUCCGUCGUGUUCGGCUGGACUUAAAAAAUGCCCGAUGACUCCGCAAUGUCGUCGCAUUUUCGUCCCGCCUUGCGCGUUUGGUAAACAUCUGACCAACGAAGCGACCGAAGAGCCAGUCAACUGCACGGUCGGCAGCAAAUUUACAUGCCCUUCCGGCUACCACUGCAGUUUCAGCGUGCCUAAUAAUGCCUCCUACUGUUGCCCGGCAUCUGCGUCUUCCGGCGGAUCUAAGCAGAAGAUAGCCAUGCCCGAAGACGAUGGCCGUCUCCCGUCCAUCUGCGAAAUGAUGAAGGAAGUGGCCGACGGACGUAAACCGGCCGAGCCCGGCUACAAUUUAGUCUUCAAAAAUCCUCGUUGUACGCCACAGGGUGAAUUCGAGGAACAGCAAUGCGAUGACGACGGACAGUGUUGGUGCGUGGACGAGUUCGGCGUCGAAUUGGCCGGCACUCGCGGCUUAGCUUCGCAGAGGUCGGCUUCGAUAUGCGUGAAAUUGCGUCACAACACGGACAGCGAUUGCCCGGGGCUUCUGUGCCGUCUCGGUUGCGACUACGGUUUCGCUGUGGAUAACUCCACCAACUGCCCGUUGUGCGAAUGUCGCAAUCCUUGCGACGUCCUCAACUGCCCAGAAGGUCAGGAAUGCCAACUCGUCGUUUCGUCUUGUCCCGAAGCGCCGUUCUGCCCGGCAUUGCCUUUCUGCACGACUGUCCAGCGCAACAGGGAAGACACCAAUAUCCAGGAAGAAGAAAUUAAAGAAGAAUUGAUCGCGGCUUGUCCGAUCGGUGAUCCUUACGUCAAUCCAGCUGACAACAUCACUCUCCAGUGCAAUCCGCGCAGUCGAGCGCUUAGUUGCCCUGAGGGCUUCUCCUGUUACAACGAGAACAACUCGGCCGACGGUACGUGCUGCCCUAUCCAGCAUCUGAUCAAAGCUGGACAGUGUCCUUACCUCGUCCCUAUUUCGGUGGACAGCUGCGACAGCGAAUGCUCAGCUGACGAGGAUUGCGACGGCCAAUUGAAAUGCUGUUCCAACGGUUGCGGAACCCAAUGCGUCGAGCCUCUCAUCAAGACGGCCUGCCAGCACACGCAAAUGAUCAUGAAAUACAAAGCCAGGGAGAAUGGCGUGCCGGCCAAUCGACUUUUCAUUCCGCGAUGCCGGCCCGAUGACGGAGCAUUCGAGUCCGUCCAGUGCGAUCCCGUCACUCGCGCGUGUUGGUGCGUUUCCCCCGACGGCAGAGAAAUGGCUGGAACUCGAGUUCCCCCAGGUCUUCAACCUCAAUGCCACAUCCCGAGAAGCUGCCCGGCUCUGACUGAAUGCCCGGACUUACUCUGCUCUCCUCACGGAUAUCAAUUAGACACUUCCGGCUGUCCGGUUUGCGCUUGCCGCAAUCCUUGCGAUGGUGUUGAGUGCCGUUCCCCAGCCGAAGAAUGUCGCCUUGUCCAGGUGAACUGCAUACGCGCGCCUUGCCCACCUCUGCCCGUCUGCCUUCCCAGACUGGACAACCCUUGCGCUCACGGCCAACCGCUCAGAGAGCCGUUCACGAAUACGACGAUCCAUUGCGGUCCGAUGGGCUCCAGUUGCCCGUCCACCCACAAGUGCCAUCUAUCACCACUCGGCGAAUUCUCCGUUUGCUGUCCCAAGCCGCGCGACGUCUGCUUCCAGGACAAAUUGCUGGGCUCGUGCAAGGCGUCCAUCUUGCGCUAUAGUUUCAACGAGAAACGCAACCGCUGCGAGGCCUUCCGCUACACCGGCUGCGGCGGGAACAUGAACAAUUUCGAAUCAGAACGCGAGUGCAAGUCCGUUUGUCCCAGCUUAUCGACGUGUGAAGAGCUGCGCGAAAAGAACCUCAAGAUGGCGGAGAAAUUUAAGAAGGUCGUCUUUACACCCAAAUGCAACCGAGCCAACGGUGACUGGGAGCCCGUCCAGUGUCUGGAAGAGGUGGGUAUCUGUUGGUGCGUCGAUAAAGAUGGCGAACACAUCAAAGGCUCGUUAACUCGCGGAUCGCCUACUUGCGGUGUCCGGCAGGCCCGCCAACGGUCGAUAGACCCGCCCAUCUGUGCCGAUCCCACCGCUGUUGUCCAUGUUUGCAAUAAAACCAUUUGUGAAAGUAAGAUAUGCCUGGCCGACCCGAAGGCCGUCUGCCGAGUGGACCCGUGCGGCGGAUGCCGUCAUGCUUUCUACAACCCUGCCACCGGACGCCAAGUAGACUGUGAAGCCGGCCUCACCAAAUGCCAGAGAGAAGUGCAAACGGUCCUGAAUUCAGAGGCUUGGGCCAGGCAAGGCGGACCGUGGAACGCCCAACCACUGGUUGUUUCCACAUCGUCCAGCCCGGCGUAUCAUUACAACCUAAAUGGAUAUUCCGCACUGGAAGAGGACGCUGAAGUUCUACCGGACGCUUUGCUCUCGUCCGUCACCGUCUACAGCAGCCGGCUGAGACGUCAGGUGGAAGAAAAAGAACAAGCGACCGAAGCGGCCAUGCUGGACGCCAUGAAGGAAGCUGCGCCUUCGGAUCUGAUAGCAGCGAUGCUGAAGGAAGCCCAGACGGAAGAAAUGGACGUGGCCAGCGCUACGGAAACCGUUUUUAUCGAGGACACUGCGCCGAAAGAAACGAGAUCUGGAAAACUGCUGGCCAGGCCGGUCGAUGAUGGCUUACUGGACGAGGUGAAGAACGGCUUCGAAUCCCUGGACGACGUGGAAGAGGAAGCCAUUCAACACCGGCCCUUGCCCGCUCUCCGCGAUGCGAUUAAACCCGGUUUCUGCCCGCCCGUUCGAUCACGUACCUUCUUGCGCGUCCUGGCCCAGUUUGCUGGAGGAGCGGCCUGUGCCGAUCAGUGCGUCUCCGACGCUGAUUGCGCUGGACCUACUCGUUGCUGUCCAGGAGAGUGUGGCUCUAGUUGCACUCACCCGGUUCUCUUGCCCACUCCUCUCCUACCCAAGCCGGGCGCUUGCCCAGCACCGACUCAUCCAUUCGGUUGCCCCGCUGACAUCGAGGCCGUCAACGACUGCUCCUCCGACGCCGACUGUUCCGGACGUGCCAAAUGCUGCACCAAUGGAUGCAGUUCUACUUGUACCACUCCUGAAGAAAACAGUUCUGGUCCGUUGAUGAUGUCCAUUUCUCCGCCCGUCUGUACGUUGAAAGGUGACUACGCCCGAGAACAAAGUCAGGGAGAAUUCAGCUGGUGCGUCGACACCACCGGCCAGCCGAUCGAUGACUCGUUCACUCGCGGCUCAGUCCGUUGUUCGCCCAAUGGCGCUGUUUUGGAACAACGAGCUUUGGGUCCCAUUUGUCCCGACCCGAGUGUCCAACCCACCGUUUGCCGGGACCAGUGCCUCCACGCGCGAUGCCCUUUCCAUCCGGAUGCGGUUUGCGUGGCCGAUCCUUGCAACAAUUGCAAAGUGUCUUUCAUCGAUCCGCAGGACAAUCCACUCGAAUGCGUCGACCGUUGCAGUCAGCCAGCAGAGACGGGCCACUGCCGGGCAUUGUUCCCGCGCUAUUUCUACAAUUCCUCUUCCAAAGCUUGCGAAGAGUUCAUCUACGGCGGAUGCGAAGGCAACGAGAACAAUUUCGAAUCACUCCAAGAAUGCAGUCAACACUGCGAAAGGCCCGUGAAUGUCUGUGAGUUGCCUAAAGAGCCUGGUAUGUGCCGGGCCAGUUUCCCUCGCUGGGCUUACAAUCCGGAAACGCAGCAGUGCGAAAAGUUUUCUUUUGGUGGAUGCGGAGGCAACGCUAACAACUUUUACAGCUACCAACAGUGCGCCAGCCGAUGCCCGGACAUGGUCCUCUGCCCUCAGCAGUCACCUUUGGGUGAGAUGACCUCUUGCAGUCGUAACCAAGCUUGCGCUGGAAAUACGUGUCCCAAUCAUCCGGAGGCCACAUGCUCUGUCGAUCCUUGUACUUGCACGCCCGUCUUCUUAGACGCAGAGGGCAACGCGGUUGAAUGCCUUCCAUCGUCUAUGUUAGAAGUUGAGCCACGUCACGCGAAAGACUUCGAGUCAACAACGGCGUCGACAUCGACGACAACAACAACGACAUCAACAACGACAACAACAACGACUACGGAAGCAAGUACAACAUCGACUACAAAAGCCACAACAACAACGACGACUCCAACAACAACGACUACGGAAGCAAGUACAACAUCGACUACAAAAGCCACAACAACAACGACGACUCCAACAACAACGACGACUCCAACAACAACGACCGCAACGCCAUCACCGGUUCUUCGUGGCAAAGCACUAAAUCAUCCGCAUUACACUAGAUGCCAGAAGAUGCGGCAAAAUCAAUUGAAACAAGGAGGAGCUGGUGAAUUGAUCCCGGAAUGUGAUCAUCUCGGUCGAUUUCAGCCGAUUCAAUGUCUUCCGGCAAAGUCAUCGAAUGGUGGCCAUCCGAUCGUCAACUGUUGGUGUGUUGACGAAGCCGGAAACCAAGUGGCCAACACAACUCAGUUCGUUCGAGGAGAACAAACCUGCCGUCUUGUUCCAAUCAUGGCAGUAGCAAUGACUCUCGGUUUCCCUGCAAUGGAUCACGCCCAAGGGGUGAUGGAGAAAGAGGUCCGACAACAAGUUGGUGAGAUCCUCAACGGCCUGUCGGCACGCACCAUGGAACCGACACUCAAAGUGAAAUCCCGAAACGAUGGAACUGUUCUCACUUUCACUCUGGUCGGGGACAACAAAAUCGACGUCGCCUCCCACCUCGAAGAUAUGGUUAAGUCGGGACAUUUAGCCCUGGAAAUGGACGGCCACAGCAUGCCGGCCGAAAGUACGUCAUCGAAAUUUUACCUCAAAUUGGAUUCGACUCUGAAAGAGGCAUCCAAAGCCGAGGCGGUGGAUCGAAGCCUGGAAACGCGAGAGAUUUUGACCCAAGCGCUUGAUAUCGAAGCGCCUUACUUGGCCAUCAUCGUUGUGUUGUCAGUAUUGGCCAGCAUUUUGGUGUGUGGUCUUAUCAUCGGUCUUGUGCUCCACCGUCGCCGUACCACCGGAACAUAUCCGAAAAAUUCCGGUUCGACUUUAGCGUCUCCACCCAAGCCGAACAAACACAAUUUGGACAAAUCCGAUGUCGUGCCCAGGGGAUUUCCACGCGUCGGCAUCAAUCCAUCCGACGUCGUCCAGACGCCCCAGCUUUCUCCAACUGUGCCUAGAAGCAAACGGCAAACUCGCAAUGCCGAGGCUUGGUAAAUAAAAUGAAGACAAAAAAAUACAUGAAACCUAUGUGCCCUAAUUAAUGGAAUAAGAAGUCCUUGAUUGCGAGCUGUGCUCGAGUAGGCUACAAAACACCGCCGGACGAUUUAUAUAUAUUUUUUUUGCAAGACAAUGUAAAUAACUUCGAUAUCCCAAUGAUACAAAAUUCUAACAGACGAUUCGAAGCUAUUUUUUAUAAAUUUUUUGUUCCAUCUUUUCUCCUCCGUCUUCAGGAGUUCAAUUAUUCAAGUUUGUGGGUGUGAUUGUAGGUAGACUUGCCCCACGAUCAUCUUUUCGCAGAUCAAUCUUUUUUCCGAUCAAGGUUAAAAGAGUUGAUCUGCGCUCAACUUAUGUGGAAAGAGAUCUGAUCUCCGCUCAAUCUUUUCCAAGAUCACAGAUCAUUAUUUUCGCCAUCUAACGGUAAGAAUUGUAACUCUCAGCCUAUUCACGUUUCAUUCAGCAAUCAAAAACUGUCCAGACGACGGGGACAAAAGUAAUAGAAUGUCGACAACUUUAUGUGUUUACUGUGUCAUGCUGAUUCCAAAAAAUUUUCAUAGAUAUCACUUUGGAUUCCAAAAUUGAUUUGGUUCGGUGUUCGGAGAUCAAAAAUUUUUUAUCCGGGAACAGAUCGAAAUCAUUUUGCAAAGGUUUGAACCCAGAUAAAAAAUUUGAUAGAAAUUUGAUUCCUGCUCGAAAAUUAAGCCAGCUCAGGGCAACUCUGCAUUUCCUAUAUACCAACAAUUUAUAGGCUGGCAUCUAUUUAUAAACAAUGAAUUUAGUCUAUUCUUCCGGCAGUGCAUCGUACCUUCUUUUUGUUGUGUGCUGUUGUUAUUUUUCAAAUUUUGAAAAAAAAGAAUUGUCCUACACGCGUGAAAUUUAAGAAAAUAGCAAAUACAUGUGAAAUGAAUAGACUCAA
Messenger RNA from Daphnia magna, 7688 nucleotides. RefSeq lists its product as uncharacterized. The transcript is spliced from 14 exons. Bases 245 to 6769 code for a protein of 2174 amino acids. Gene Ontology annotation, biological process: cell-matrix adhesion. Gene Ontology annotation, molecular function: serine-type endopeptidase inhibitor activity. The record is from RefSeq and is a predicted model, not a curated record. NCBI's taxonomy places the organism in Eukaryota, Metazoa, Arthropoda, Branchiopoda, Diplostraca, Daphniidae. Gene Ontology annotation, cellular component: basement membrane; extracellular region.